CGGAUCGCAAUUGACGCCCGGACAGAAAGUUGAUUGACAUCAGAAAAUUCAGUGGAGUUUUCAUAUUUUAGUUUACAUCUUAUAGUAUUCGUUUCUGAAUUGGACUUCGUCAUUUUGAUUCGUCUUCAUGACUGUUGGUGUAAGAGCGGAGCCUCUCCCCCUGGGUGAUCAUGGCGGAUAUAGUGUGCCUAUCACCCGAAGAUUUUGAGGUUUUUGAUGACCAAAUCGUCCCAGAUCCUGACGAUUGUUUCCUACCGCCCAACGAAGCGACUACGGCUUUGCUAACAACCUCAACCUCUACUACAAGCAGCACGAUAACCUCCCAGGCAAAAACCGAACUGGAUCAAUAUAUUGCACAACUCUGUUCGGAAAACGGCUUAAAUUCACCAUUAUUCAAGAAACCACGACGAGAAAGUGCUUCAGUUGUGGACGAAUUUUUUCAGGAGGACAAAAGUGGUGUUGAUUUGAACUUUAAUGUUAGCAUGAACUUGAAGAUGUUGCCUAGAUUAUCGCAUCACUACCAUAACAAUUACCACAGGAGUGGCUACCAGUACAUGAAAAUGGAAAAUUCUUUCAAUAACAUUCGGCGAGAGAGUUCAAGUCUUGUCGACGACUUCUUUCAUAUUGGUGGUGAAAAAACAAUGAAUUUCGAACACUACAAUAAAAGUAUUCAAAACACUGUACCACUAGGGCCACCUGAGGUACCAAAUGUCUCACUGCCAAAAAUGCCUGGGUGUUCUGAACCCAAUUCUGUUGUUAAGAAAAUGGACUUGGAAGGCGGUGUUGAUAAUUUUUGGGAUGAUUUUCAGCAGUGUUUGCAGACUACUAGGACGGGUGGCAGAGAUGAAAAUAUGGAGCCGCCUAAUAUGAAAAACAUGCAGGGAGGUAUGAUGCAGCGGUCGUGUCCCUCCGAGGCCGAGUUUGAUUUGGGGAAGGUGAAGAAAGAGCCUGGAAUGGAGUAUGAGAACUGUUGUAAUUACGAACUUGGUAAAACGAUUGAUUGCAAACAGGAGAGUCUCGAGCAGAGCAGCUGCCAGUACACGAGCUCUCCAAUGCAAUGUGGUUCACCACUGGAUUGCUCAAACACACUGUCUUGCUCAACCUCUAUGGGUCCAUGUUCAGUGAACACGUCGUGUGUGGUUUCCUGUUCCAGUUCUUGUUCGCCGGGUGUGGACAAGACGGAGCGCCCGAAAUCGCUGAUUCUUCCCAAGCCAUCGUUAAAUCUAAUCAUGCCGCCUCAUCAAAAUUUGGCCACACCGUCGUCAGGGAGUUCUUGUCCAUAUUCUGUCGCUCCGAUGAUGUAUCAGAAUGCCAACAGUCGACCAUAUGCGUAUAGUGAUUCCGGCAUGUCAAGCCCACAGUCGAUGCCACCCACACCGCCUGCGUCUCAACCGGGCAGUCCCAACGGUGACGAGUACCCACCUCCUCCGCCAUAUCCAGGGACUGCCAAUGUGACGCCACUCAGGUACCUCGUGUCUGCCCCACUGCUGAAUGAUGGCAUGCACCCGGAGAUCCCUCGCACGCCGUCCGGUAUGGUUAGGAACACGCACCCCGGCUGCACGACGAUACGCUAUAACAGAAAAAAUAACCCAGACCUUGAGAAGAGACGAAUCCACUACUGCGACUUUCCCACAUGUAGAAAAGCUUAUACCAAAAGUUCUCAUCUGAAGGCUCAUCAGCGGAUACACACAGGUGAAAAGCCGUACAAGUGCCAUUUCCCAUCAUGCCAGUGGAGGUUCGCGCGAUCGGACGAGCUGACCCGCCACAUCCGCAAACACACCGGUGCUAAGCCAUUUCGUUGUCGAGCUUGUGACCGCAGCUUUGCUAGGUCUGAUCACCUUGCGCUGCACAUGAAGCGCCACGAGCCAAAGGCCAAGUGAAGAGGGUCAAGGUCGCCUGUGAUAUGCAGAUUUCUCGAUCUUUAGCUGACAGCUUGAUGCAUUUACUGUCGUACUAAGCCGUACUACUCCAUUACAACGCUGCGGCAAUGUUUUUGCUCUUCCGUACUCACACUCUGCGGUGAAUUAGGUACCGGAUAUCUCCUGUAGAUGGCGAUGGAAGACAAUCAUAUCGAUAGAAGAAACAGACGGAUGGAAAUGCGUGCUCGUAAUAGACAGACUCGAAAAGACUUUUCCUUGUGAAAAAAGCUGUGAACAUUCAGAAUGAGGUUUUAAGAUUUCUCAACUCGAGAAGGCAUGGGGAAGUAGGAUACAGAAUGUGAAAGAACUUGGUUGAUAGACAGAAGGUAAGAGAAGGAACAUGGUUAACUUUGUCCAGUCACUUCAGUCGAUGGAAUUCACUCGAUGUUUAACAUAACUCAUAUUCAGCUAGUAAGCAUAUAUAAGGUGGAAUUCAUUGUCACAUGUCAUCAUCACACACACCUCUGGGACCAACUCUUUACUUUUGUAUCUUCAUUUGUCACACAUAUAUUUGACCUUUGGGUGACCUUGGGGUCAAAUGGCUGCCAUUUUGGUCUUGACAAGUUUGCACUUGGACUGGUUUUCAGGACUGUACGCAAAAUUGAAUGGAAUUAUGUUGUUUUGGGACAUUUUCAAGACCCUUAGUAGUUAUCUAGGAAAAUACUAAAUGACAUUGACAUCAAAACUGCAAUAUUUUCAUCUGGGUUUUCAAAAGUGUUUGCAUUUCUACGCAUUAGUAAAUAAGUUGUUGUAAUCUGAUGAUACCCUUUACAGUCUAAUUGAUAUUUGAAUUGAUGGUGUCUACAAUACUGCUCAUUCAAGAAUGCACUUGACAUCCCUCCAACCGAAAUGGAUGUCACUCAUGUACACAGUUAUUGUGCCAAGUGGACUGUACCAUUUUCAAAAUGUAAGGGACUUACCUCAGAUUUCAGAUGUCAGUACAUUAUUUUACUAUUCAAAGUCGGGCACUAGAUGAAUAUAACAAUUAAGGCGUGAUUUAAAAUAAAAAAAUUUAAAUUUGAAUAAAAUUAAGUGGUCAGGCAAAGUGAAUAUAUAUUAUUACCGAUCAAAUAAUGACAUAUGCAGCAUUUAUUAAAAGAUCCCUGCAGCAUCACAGGUCAACAGACAGAGUAUGGUGCAUUGUCGUUAACUGAAAUAAUUAUCCUCUUAAUUAGGCAUUUAGUGGACAUUUUCAUGGAAGAUAGUUUUGAUCAGUUAGGCAUAAUCGAUUUCGUUUUUGGCUAAUGAAUUUGUUGUUUGUUUGGUGACCAUCCCCCCCCGGGAAAUAUUGUAAAUAUUCCAUUUAGUCGCCUACUUGUUGCAAUUAUCAUGAUAUUUAACGGAUACCUAAUGAGAAUACGAGUAAAUAAUCUAUUAUUUGCUUAAAUAAUGUCACGUUUUUAUCACCAGCAAUUUCCAUAUUCAGAAUAUGAUGUGCCUGGUUAAAGAGCCCAAGUUAAUGUCUUUAACCCAGUUCUGACCAGUCCAGACCACAUCUCAAAAGAGAAUUCAAAUCUGCAGCACCACCAACAUACUCACCAUCCAAGCUUAAUUGAAUGUCAGGCAAUAUAUUCCCUUUAAUGUUUGUGACAUAAGUAAUGUUACAAGAGCUUUGCUGCUCUUGAGCUUUCAAAUCAUCAGAUUUCGCUUUUCUGCUAAAAAAAAGUGGUAAAAAAUUACGGUUUGGAAUCUCUUCGCCUUGUGUAAAUUUCAAGGUAAGAGAAAAUCUGAUGCAGCAGCCCUUUUAUUUAUUUAAAGCUUGUGGGAAAUGAACUGUCAAAAAAGUAGUGCAAGCAUAAUUGAUUUCCGACACCACAUGGAGAAUCCCACAACGCAGUUGUGCCGAUAAUGUGUUUUGAUAUGUCAAUCAACUUUGAAAGUUCUCUGCGAUGUCUUAUUACCUUAAUUUCAACUGUGAUUAGGGGCCAGAGUCAGAAAAUUGCUGUAAUACUUCCAAAUCUAGGUCUAAACAACUCCUUUGACCCUCUCUGUACUUAUCUUUUGGGAAAAUUCCAUAAGUUCUUUUCAGUAAAAAGUAAUGCUCUUCCCUGUUUGGUAUUAUCGGGUGACUUAGAAUGUCGCUUUGGUCUUGUGAAGUUUUCAGUUGUGAAAAAGAGUUUCUUGAAAAUGAUUAUGAUGUUGUGUUGUAUUGUGAUUAGGGAGUUCACUCCCUACACCCUACCUCCGAUUGGCACUUUGUCAAAUGUUACGAGUUCUUGUGGUUAUGCCGAAACUUCUAGGUUAAUGGAACCUAGGUUCGUCUGUGUUAUUUUUGUACCAUUUUCACGUUCUGUCUUCUUCAUGUUGAUUGAAAUGAAUUUUACUGUUAGAACUUAGGUGCUCAUGUAAUGGUUGCGACAUAUGUGCAUGUACUAGAUGUGUUAAGAUUUAUAUGUGAAGUCAACCCCAACUUAUGCUUGGUUAAUUUGACUAGUUACUUCGGAGUAUUUCGGGGAGUAUUUUUUCUGAACUUUCUUUUGUGCGAAGUGAUUUUGACCGUGCAUUAGUGAUUUGAAUCUAUCAUCUGUAGCAUUUGCCAGUUUAAUCUGAUAUCUAAAGAGAAACAUGACUUUGAAGACAUGAAGUUGUGGAGUCCCACAGGGAGCGUCUCUAUGACCAUUGCUAGAUAUGGUCUAUCUAAUUGGCUAGAAAUAUCCAUCUGCCUGCCACAACAACCUUUCAUUUCUAAAAGUGUGAUGUGUUUUAUCAUGAGAUGUUUUGAAAUAGAUGCCAGUCACACAAAAAAUUGCACUUCACAAAAAUGGGCAUAUUUCUUGAUGAUUACUCAUGUUUUUUUUGUUAUGAGCAGAAUUAAUUGACUUAAUGCUCAUCGAUUAUGUAAAAGACGAAUCCAAGUUUCUCUUAUUUAGUUCAGCCUAACUUGCCUGUAGUUUUUCAUACACUGAAGACAGUGAUUGUAGUGGGAACAUUCCAAGUUAGGAUGGAUUGGAUGAGUACUUGAGUGGAUGCCGAUUGAAAGCUUGUUUCUGGUUAAAAAGUUUGUUGAUGAAUUGGUUUUGGGCCUCACAUGAUAAUUAACAUGAAUGGUGGCAGAAAUAUAGAAAGAGCAACUAAAAUAGAUAGUGGGAGAAUGACGUGAAAAUUCAGUCUUAAGUAACAUAUCGAUGUAUUUUACUCUGAGGGAAACUUGAUUGGCAAGUUUUGUGCUUCUUUUCGUCAUGGCCUUGUACAAUUGAUAUUUCUAUCAUUUCUGAGGAAACAAAUUGUAAAGAGGAAAUUGGUGAAACCGCCUAUCUGUGCAGUUCAAAAAGCACCCUCUGAUUUUGAUCAUUCAGUGUAGAUAAAUCAUAUUAAACACAUUACUAUUUGACAUCAGUCGCUGUGAACAAUUUGCUGCAUUUCAGUUCCAUGGUUGUCAGUCAUGUACGUAAAAGACAUGACUUUGAAGACAUGAAGUUCUUUAGUGCCACAGGGAGCAUCUCUAUGACCAGUGCUAGAUAUGGUCUAUCUAAUUUGCAGGCAAUUUGCUACAUUUCAGUUCCAUGGUUGUCAGUCAUGUCUUGUUGAGGGUUUGUUGUGUUGUGACUUGGCAGGGAGGGGGUCAAGUUGUGUUUACGUACAACUUUGGGUGAUUUGAAAGCCUGGUGUUAGCACUGGUAGUGGUAUCAAUAGACAAUAAAAUGCCAUCAGUAUUAACACCAACUUUCAAAUCGUCAAUUUGAGUCAUUUGUGUUAGUAAUAACAUGAUAGUACGAUAUUUGCAUGUUAUUGGGAAAUUUUCCAAACGUUCCUCCCAGUUGUUUGUACAUCAUUUUGUGUAUAUAUUACUGCAUUGGAUAUAAUACAAAUGUUAAGUUAUGGGCCAAUGUAUGGCCGACUCUUGUAGACUACAUAUUGUCAAAUUGUCUAAAUAUAUGUAUGAAUGGAUAUUAUCAUCAUAGUAGUAUUUGUAGUAUAAUCAUUUCAUACCGACAUGCCACUCAAAUAUCAAUUGUACAAUUUUAUAGAAAUAGUGACUUGUGGUAUUGUGCUUGUAGAUUUCUGACAACACUCUUGGCGAUGAUGAUAGUAAGCCUCACUUGAACUCAAUCGGUAUGUUCUUGAACCUUUCUCCACUAAUGCUGAACAAUUUUGGACUUGGUGAGCCCUCUUUCUUUAAAAAUAAUGUUUUAAAAAGUGCUUUGUCACCAUAGUCUUGAAUCAAUACAUGACAUAUUUGAUUAGGAAAAUUCCACUAGAGUUUUGUAAAAAAAAAGUGUUAAAAAUCAAUUGUUUGUUUCACUUUCGUGUUCAUAUUGAUUGAGUUCAAGUGAGUAAAAAUCCCUGUACAUUUUGAUUUGAUUACACUUUGAAUGUACAGGCAGUUGUGAUUAGGUUGAUUUGAAAUGGACUUCCUUGGUCGAGAUUCUGAGUCGGUACAUUAUACGAAGAAAAUGUUUUAUAGGCAUAGCAAUGACUGAAUCAUGCAGUCCGGCAUGAAGUAGCUAUUGAAAUGGUCAAUUCUCUUUUAUCUUCCUACAGGCCUAGCGGUUAAAAUCAUUGGUAUAAUCUUUCUCGUUGUGUGCGGAUUGAUCUUAACAUCAGCCAUACGUCAUGAUUAUUGGAACUGGCGGGCAAAUUGUUUGAUAAUCCAACAGAUGUUUCGAUUAUAUGUGCAUAGUUUCCAUGCUUCUCAUAAGCAACAGCUUUUGUGGAUUGUGUUCAGUCAGGGUGUAACGAAAAACACGUGCAUUUGCUGCACAUAACGUUACCCUUUGCAUAUCUAGUUUGAUUGGGACAAAAGUAUCAAUAAAUAAAUUACUCGGAUGGAUCUUUUAUCGAUUAAACAAUUCGCCGUCAAUUGUGAUUAACCGAGAUAUAAUAAGGAUAAGGCCUCGUCAAUAAGACCAGGGAAUCUCUGUUUGAAAUCUUGGAAGUUUUCCAUAUGUUGACACUUCAGACUGGUUCCAAUGUCAUUGAACAACUGCGACCACUGCCAAGGACAGAAGCACAUAAUGUCAACAAAUUUUGUUUGGACAUGUCUUCUUUUAUUUAGAAAAUAAGUUAUAUUUAUCUGCUCAAGUCGAGUUGAACAAAUUGUGUCCGGUUUUGAUCUUGAUCAGGACAUUAGUUAAGCGUAGUAGGAUGUCAUUAGAGAGAGCUCUAAUGAUAAGAAUUCGAAGAGAAUUUUCAGUUGGCCUGGUAGGAAGUUGAAUAUGAUUGACCAGUUUUGUGGGCUUCAUGCUGUGUUUUUCGCAAUUUUACGUUGAACCAUGUUGACAGAUUGUUAAAACUUUACGCCAACGUAUUGGCACGGUGACAUAACAUUUUCAUGAUUGUUCAGUCAUCUUGUUUUGGGUCUUGCGCUGUAGGUUUAACCUAUGAGUGUCCUUGAAUAAUAUUGCAAUAGAAAAGAACUAGUCAAAGUCUUAGAAGUCGUCUCUGUGUGUUGCAUUCCAUUACAAUUUAUUAUUUGUAAUAGUAUGGUUAACAGCAUUUGUUUCACCUUGAGUUGACGUUGCUUGCCGGUUAAUAUAGUACAGCAUUAUAUGGGCCAACAUACUGGUGACCAAGGUCAACGUAGGGCGAAAUUAUGAGAAUGGUACUGAUUUAUAACUAUUGUUUUGAGCUAGGCAAUAUGCAUCAGUGUGAACAUUCCAAUCAGGACUCCCAAAUAUUGUUCAAGUUGGAAAUUUUAAAUGCUUUUUUGUCCAUCUGACCAAAGACAGACUAAUAAGAAGCACUUCUCUUGAAAGAAACACACAUCAUUAUUUGAUAAAUUUUGACCAAACUUCAGCCAAUACUCUAAAUUGCUUUGUAAGAGCAAGUCAUUGGGCCAGAUCUGUGACCUCUUAGAAAGUAUUUUUGAGUAUUUCACAAGAAUAAAUAUUUGGGUGUCCAUGACAUGCUAACUCAAGCCAUAGGGUGCUUCUUUCGCUGUAAACCAAAGUUUGUUUGACCUCAAAGCUCAUUUUGUAAAUUACAAGGAGUUACGUCUCCUUUCAUUCAAUCUGUUAACCAAGAACUUUGGCAAGAGUAAAUUUAUUAUAUGAAGAUGAUAAAAAAGCCUGCAGAGCUCGAUGAGGUAUAGGUUUGAAAUUACGUUUGGUGUAAAGGGCUAAUGCUGACGAUCUCAAUAACAGAGUGUAAACAUAGUGUAAAUACCCAUAACGAUUAUCAUAUUCCAUAGUUGCUGGAAAGUAGGAAAUACAAUUCAUUGUUCUGAGACAACUUUCAAAAGCUCCCAUCAUUUUUGUAAAGAAACUCAAAGUAAGUCAGAAUUUAUAUAUCUUACUGAAAAGCAGAAAGAUUUUUUUGACGAUUUUUACCUUUCAGAAAUUUGUAAUUGUACAUAGAAUAAAUGAAAUUUUACAAGAUUCAAAUAAGUAAGUGGGAAGAGCUUUUUAAGUUGAUGAAAAAUGGGACUAUUUCUGAGGUUUUAACGUUAGUGGGCAUACUUUGCCAUUCGAAGGUGUUACAACAUUGUAAUCUUAACCAGUGGUAUAUGUUGAAGUUAUAUGAGGUGUAACUUGGGUUAAUUUCAAUUUUUAUCAGCAACUACCAAAAUCUGUGGAUUAAUUUGUCAUUGUAUGCAAUGAUUCUUUGUUUAUUGUAGAGUGCAGAAACUUUGAUAAGUGAGGUCACCCCCACAAGGUCUUACUGCUAUGCCUAUUUCAGGUAAUAAUUUAAACUUUUGUACAGACUUUCUGACGUGAUUCAAAUCGUCAUAUCUAAUAUAUUCGUAAUCUUCAAUGUUGUCUUUGCAGUUUUUAGAAUAUGAUAUAUGAAUUGACUAAGUUUAGUGAAAUUAAAAGAGUUUUAUAUAUACGACUUUGAAAGACAGCAAUUUGAAUACUAAUUAACAUAAGACAAGGAGUUUCUAAUUCAAAUUUCAAAUAAACUUUUCUUCCCACGUGGAAAAUUAUGAAUGUUGUUCAGCAGUUCUAGUGGCUUUAAGUGUUAAUGUAUAAAGCUAGAUGUAGUCUUGAUUAGUGUGUGUCAGGUUAACUUGACACUAGAUUCUUUGUACAGAUGUACACCAAUCUGUACAGUGAUGUACAGGAAUCUAGUUUCGAGAUUUGUUGACACAAAUGCAGAUAAAUGGAUGUAGAUUGAUGUUAGGAAAACCAGUGGACAAUUUCUCCCUUCUCGACGCAGAUAUUCUAACUUACUUUUAGACAGCGUAAAUGGGCUGGUACUGAGCAGUAAAGAAGAAGAGACAUUUCAUUGUUAACCGAUGGAAACACCUGCCAAAUCUCAACUAAGAUAUUUGAGAAAUGUAACCAAUAUUUUGUCGACAAUACUAAUAUUGACACUUUGUUUGUCCAUUGAAACAAACUUUUAAAAAAAUGAGAAAAGUUUCCAAUAUUCAGCUAACGUAGAAGUAUUUUCUCUUUUGAACUGAAAAUGAAAGAAUUAGGAAAAGUUACCAUUGGCAGUUCUUUUCGCUUGUGGUUACAGAGUUCAUUUUGAAUGUGGUUUUUGAGAUGGAUGGGUUUAAAACUAUCAAGUCAAACAUAGACUAGAAUGUCAAAAUUCAAUGUUUCUGGGAUUUGGCAGCGUUUUCAAAGGUGAUCACUUUCAUAACACUGUAAUCGUAACACUGUUAGUGUUCUAGGAGCAUUCCAUCUAUUCCAUCUAUUCUUCUCAUCUCCUUUAUUUAUUAACUAGGGGAAAGUUUUCACCUUUUCCUUAGCAUCAUAUGUAUGCAAACUUGCAUUGUGAAUGGUUUCCAUCAUUCAUAUACAGAACCUUGGUUUCAAAUUUCAAAUACAUUUACUUGAGUGCAUUAAUGUACAAUCGCUCAUAUGUAAAUGUACAGUUAAUUCUUACCAAUUGAAAUGGUCUUGUAAAAGACCAAGUUUUGAAAUAGAAUUCCAUGAAUGGUGCUUAAAAGUGCUGCAUGAUGUCAGUUAUAGAUCAUGUUAAAUAUGUGUGCUUUGAAAUUCUAUAUGUGCUUUAAAUAGAUAUUGAAAAAGUGACUUUUUGAUUGGUCCAGGAUGAGUCACAUGAUUGAUAUGACAGAACUGAAAGAGUUACUGCAAUGCAGAAUGUAAGACUGGAGAAUCAAAGACAAUUGAUUCCAACGUAGUUUGAAACCCACGGUUAGGUUUUGAACAAGUGUUUACUCCGAAACCAAGGUUUUGUUUAUGAAGAUUUACUAAGAGUCGGUUUUCACGAUUGAGUUGCCAGUACCAGACCCAAGUGUAGAAUAUGCCACUUUCCAUCACGGUAUUGUGCUGUCGUUAUGCAUUUACUGAGUUUUCCUUGCCAGCUGGUUUACAAAUGUAUAUUUUUAAAGCCUUUGCAAAUAAAAAAACCCUGUGAUACAUGAA
Lineus longissimus is the source of this 10195-nucleotide messenger RNA. Its product is annotated as Krueppel-like factor 12. Lineage: Eukaryota; Metazoa; Nemertea; Pilidiophora; Heteronemertea; Lineidae. Gene Ontology annotation, biological process: regulation of transcription by RNA polymerase II. The transcript has 5 exons. Gene Ontology annotation, molecular function: RNA polymerase II cis-regulatory region sequence-specific DNA binding; DNA-binding transcription factor activity, RNA polymerase II-specific. The coding region runs from base 171 to 1880 and encodes 569 amino acids. The record is from RefSeq and is a predicted model, not a curated record.